CUUUUGUUUACCCAUCGUCCCUGAGUUUACCUAACUAACCUUAGCGACUAAACUAUGGAAACUGCCCGAGCAGCAUCACCGCCGGACGGCGAUAACGGUUUCCCCGGUUCACGCUGCCAAAAGACGGGUAUGUGCAGUCUGCUCCCAAUAACACCUCCUGAAGUUUUAUCCGUAAACUUGGACGGCCACUCUUGUGACGCUACGUUUUGACACCUGUGGAACGGGCAACUGCUGGUAACCUGCCUGUGCACUGGAGGAGCGAGUGACACCAGGAUGGGAGGGCUAGCAAGACUGUGCCAGAACUGAGGCCAAACUCUCACUCACCUGCUGCAUUUAGGACUGCUACUCAUUUUUUCGUAGCAACUUGUCGGCAGAGCUGUUUGACAAAGGAGACAAGCUCUGGAUAUUCCCUGUGUCCCUGCGUGAGCACAGCCCGGACACACAUCAUGACUCACUGAAUCAAUGGACACGAAAAAGUUCCCUGGCACUAUGUUCAGGCAAGCGGACGCAUCAUCCAAGAGACGCCCCUGUGCUGGAAGUGGACUGAACUUGCCCGAACCAUCCCCAGCCCCCUCCUCCCUCCAGCAGGGCCGUAUCCGCGCUGUGGAGGUGGCACGAGGGAGAACAGGGUAUGGGUUUACACUGUCAGGCCAAAGCCCAUGUGUCCUCAGCUGCAUCCUGAAAGGGAGCCCUGCAGACUAUGUGGGCCUACGUUCUGGAGACCACAUCCUCUCUGUCAACGACAUCAAUGUGUCCAAGGCGUCACAUGAAGAUGUGGUCAAACUGAUUGGACGCUGCUCUGGUGUUUUAAAAUUAGUCAUCGCUGAGGGAGAGCGGCACCGGCGACACCAUCACCACCAACGCACUGCUGGAAGUCGCCAUCACAGCAGCAAUACAAUGGCAGCAUCUCACCUGGACUCGUGUUCGAGCGAGGAUGAGUUGGAUGGUUUCUAUGACAAUAGUGUUAACAACAACAAUAACAGCAGGUCAGGCUGUGGAGCUCGAGGGGGUUGGUGCAAACCCAAGUUGGAUUCUAAGCAGUUGGGCAUAAACAGGGCUGAGAAGGUGGUGGCGGAGCUGCAGUCUGGAGGGAUUUUUAAUAUGAUCUUUGAGAACUCCAGCCAGUCGUCCAGUAGCUCGGACAAGGAGAGGCCUGGGGUUAGCUCAUCAUCAAAACCUCGUCCUCUGUCUCACCCAGAGUUCCCACCAUACCGGAACUCCUCCCGUAGCCAGAGCAAUCCCAACCUACUGUCUGAGGAGGAGAUGGCCCAAGUCCUGAACGAUGAUUCAGUCUUCGUGGACUCAGACUUUCAUCAUCUCAACCUUCAUCCACAUGAAGACCAAGAUGUGGAUGUAGGGGAUGGGGGCGACUUGGGCCUAGAGCCUGGCGAAGGCAUCCUCAAUGUGGGCAUGAUUGUUGGCUACCUGGGCUCCAUUGAGCUGGCCUCCUCUGGGACGAGCUUAGAGAAUGACAGCCUGCAAGCCAUCAGGGGCAGCAUGAGACGCCUCAGAGCGGAGCAAAAGAUUCAUUCACUGGUUCUUAUGAAGGUCAUGCAUGACAGUGUGCGUCUGUGCAGUGACAGAGGUCAGGUCCUGGCCACCUAUCCUGCAGAAAAACUAGCCUUCAGUGCUUGCUGUCCUGACGACCGGCGAUUCUUCGGACUGGUCACAAUGCAGGCCACUGACGACCAUGACUAUCAUCGCUUCAGCAUCGGACGAGAAGAAGAGGGCGGUUUGAGGACUUCCUGUCACGUGUUCAUUGUGGACCCAGACCUCUGUCACCACCAGGUCCAUUUAACCGUAGCCAAGAGGUUUGGUUUUGAGUGUACCCCUGACCCAGACAUAGGAGGCUGCCUUGAAUUCCCACCCAGUUCUCAGCCUGUCCUCCAGUUUGUCUCCGUCCUCUACCGGGAUAUGGGGGACAACAUUGAGGGAGUUCGUGCUCGGGCCUUCCAUGAUCCAGACAACGACGCCCAACAGAACCACAGCACCAGCAGCAACAGCGAUAGUGGGAUUGGCAACUUUUUACCAGAGGAGAAGAGCAACAGAGUGCUCUUAGUAGACCUUGGAGGUCCUCCCAAUCACAACCACGUCUCUGGGCUACGCUACUGGGACAGUCCCCCUUCCUCCCAGCAGGCCUGGAGCCCCACCCUAGGAGCUGCAGCCUCUCACCCACCUCCUCCUCCUCCGCCAGCUCUGAGAAACGGCCACUACCGUCACGAUCCACACCUGGCUGACCUUCCUCACCCGCUCCCCUUAGCUCAUCCUGAUGUCCCCAGCAGACACUCGCGAGGGGUCCACCCUCACCACUACCCACCAGCGAAGCGGGGAGGAGCUGUUGGGGGAGGAGAAAAGAGAGGGGCUGGAGGAGCAGUAGGGGUGGAGCCCCAGAGGUGGCUGCCAGUCCAUGUGCUGAGAGACUGGCGUCAGCAGCACCACCACAGCCACUUCCAGGGCCUGAGCAGUGAUCAGGAGUCCUAUGCUGAAUCCACUGACGGGUGGUCAUCAGCCAACUGCAGCACCUUGCCCCCACCCAUGAAUAAGAUCCCAGCCGACCGCUACCGGGCCCCGCUAGCCCCUGGAGACCACCUGCCACCACCUGGAGUGAGCCACCCUCCUCCUCCUUCACGUCCCCACUCCCACACCCACCGGCGGGCUGUUCAGAAAGAUGAGUGGGCCAAGAAGCUGUUUGGUACUGGAGACAGGGAGCGGUCUGGAGCACACAGAACUGAAAGAGAGAAGAAACGAGGGAAUGCAAAGGAAGGAGAGAAAAAGGGUGGUCGGUUCCGCGGUCUGACAAUGGGCUUCCCUCCUCUCCCACAGCGCUCCUCAGGCAGGCGCUCCUUUGGACGCUCCAAACGCCUCAGCCUGGCCCGCUCCCUAGACGACCUGGAGCAAACUUUGAGCCAGGAUUCUGAAACGACUGCUGAUCCUUCUGCUGCUGUCUCCGAUGGAGAGCUGAACAGCGUGGAGCUGCAGGGCUGCAGCAGCGACAACAGUCUGAAUAGUAAUGCCAGCCUGCCCAGUGUCCAGAGCCACCGGCGCCACACUGAGAGGAGAGUGGCGAGCUGGGCCGUCUGCUUCGAGAGACUGCUGCAGGAUCCCGUGGGAGUCCGCUACUUUUCGGAGUUCCUAAAGAAAGAGUUCAGUGAGGAGAACAUCCUGUUUUGGCAGGCAUGUGAGUUCUUCAGCCACAUCCCUGAGAACGACAAGAAGCAGCUCUCUCAGCGUGCCAGGGAGAUCUACAACAGCUUCCUGUCCAGUAAAGCGACAACACCGGUCAACAUAGAUAGUCAAGCUCAGCUCGCUGAUGACAUCCUCAAUGCCCCCCGACCCGACAUGUUCAAGGAGCAGCAACUGCAGAUCUUCAACCUGAUGAAGUUUGACAGCUACACACGCUUCCUCAAGUCUUUGCUGUACCAGGAGUGCAUGCUGGCUGAGGUGGAGGGUCGACCUCUGCCUGACCCUUACCACAUCCCCAGCAGCCCCACCUCCAAACAUAGCACCACCGGCUCUGACCGCUCCAACCUCUCCACACCCAAGAAGGAGGACAAAAAGAGCAAAUCUGGUCGAUCUUUGAAUGAGGACAGCAGAGAUGACUCAGGAGACCGGAGGAAAGGCAUGUUCUUCUCCUGGUCCCGCAACAGGAGCUUCGGCAAAGGCCCCAAGAAGCGAGAGCUGGCAGACUUCAACUACAAUUUCUCCGGCAGUAAUGGUCGCCGUGAGUCACAGGGUUCACUGUCAUCAGGAGCCAGUCUGGAAUUGGGGACGUCCGGGUCCGGGAGGAAUGAGGGUGAAGUUUCCCGUGGUGCAAUAUCGGUGUCAACAGAGCGUGGAGGGGGCAGCGCCCCCUUGAGGCAGUGUAACAUAAGCUUGCCGGACGGCUCAUGUUGCUCUGUGCCACUGAGGGCUGGAGUGUCCAUCAGGGACUUGCUGCUGGGCCUCUGUGAGAAGCUCUGCAUCAACUUGGCAGCUAUAGACCUCUUCCUGGUCGGAGGGGAGAAGCCACUUGUUUUGGACCAAGACUGUAUGACAUUGUGCUCUCGGGACCUCCGACUAGAAAAACGCACUCUCUUCAGACUUGACUUAGUCCCUAUUAAUCGGUCUGUGGGCCUAAAAGCUAAACCCACCAAGCCAGUGACUGAAGUCCUCAGGCCUGUGGUCGCAAAAUACGGCCUGCACCUCGCUGACUUGGUGGCACGCAUUAGUGGGGAGUCUGAACCUUUAGAUCUAGGUCUUCCUAUUUCCAACCUGGACGGGCUGCGAGUGGUGUUAGACAUAGCAGAAAACACUUCUGGAAAAGCAGACAAACAGAAGGCAGUUCCGCCUAAGAGUCACAUCCCGGCCUCCACAAGCAGAAACCAAUCAACAACAGGGGAGGAUAGGCCAUCAGCCCACCCCCGUGGGGAAAACGGCAAGGCUGGGCACAGCCCUGACCCAAGAGGCCUGGCUUUACCCAACCACUCUGUCUCUCUGCAUAAGGCUCCGGAGAAAAGAAAGCAGAAAAAGAUAAAUAUAGACGAAGCUGAAGAGUUCUUCGACCUCAUAUCCAAAGCUCAGAGCAACCGAGCAGACGACCAGCGAGGCCUGCUAAACAAAAGUGACCUGCAGCUUCCAGACUUUCUGCGCCUGUCGCCAGUGGCAACCAACCCGGCUGCGCCUCCUCCCGAUGACAUUGAGCCCAGUUGCUCCACCCCUAAUUCCUGUAACCCCAACAACGGCAGCUUCCCCAGCAGCAGUCGCCGGGGCAAUAAGACAAACAGCAAUGACAGGGGAGGAGGAGGUGGCAUCCAUUUGCUCAGCGCGAGCCAUCAGUCCCAGAGCUUGGACUCUGCACUGGGCACUGAGAGUGGAGGGGCGAGGAAAUCCAGACCACUUCCUCCAUUUCCUGGCACCAUCUCCCCCAUCCACUCCUCAUCUAGCAGGGGAGAGUCGGUCCAGAUGCUGGAGGAGGACACAUUGUCUGAUCUGACUCUCGUGGGAGAGGGGGACAUUAACAGCCCAAGCCUCAACUACAUCACUCCCUCAGCCUUCCCCUGCAAACCCCAACCCCGACCCCAACAACAAGCACAGGCCGGUCGGCCUAGCUCAGGUACUUUUCCUGUGUGAAACUUUUGAACUUUCACCUCUUCCUUCCCUUGAGUGCAAGGGGGACUGGAGAACCACUCAAGUCAGUCUACGUUCAUUGUUGGUCUAUGGCUGAUUGGCCCAGAAUGCCUCAGAUCUCCUCCCUUACCUCAUUCACUUAGUGCUAAAAUAUCUCUCAAUUUAAUACUGACUUUCUACAGUUGAAAGUUAAUUUCAGAAAUGUUUAAUCUCAGAGUUAAGUGUAAAUAUACAGUAACCAUGUAAAAAUACAAUACAUACAAUAGAAAUGAGUGUCCAUAUAGUUAACAGAUGGACAGUCAGUUAAUAUAGUGAUUUCAGGCAUCUACUUUAAGUCAACAACAGCCUGAAGAUAAAAUAGAGCAGGCACAUUGAGAGAAGAAAGAUGGAUGCAUUAGCGCUGGACACAAGUUGGCCCUGUGAUUUCCCUGCGUGGUGUGUUUGUGUGAACUCGUGAGACUUGCUGUGGAUUUUUCUUCAGAGACGUGAGCUCAAGGAUGAGCUCGGGACGAAUUGAUGAAUUGAUGAGGACCAGUGCCAAACUCCCUCCUACACACACACACACACACACACACACACACACACACAUCCCCUCCAGUGUACACAGUCUAACAAUGCACUUUAGCAAUUACAAUAAUGAAACUUUAAAAAUCUUCACGUUUUCCUAAAAUCAAAUAAAAAAUAUAUUUUUAAUCCUCCAAAAGGUCUGUUUCAUGCGACAGGUGGUUGAGCUGCCAUAUGUUCAGAAGCUCAUUGACAAUGUGUGCUUACAGUCAUUCGCUGUCACAACAUCCAAAGUGUUAAGGAAGCUUCAGUUCUGCACUUACAAGUGGACCACGUGUUAUUUUCAACUUAUUCCAUGCUCUUCAGCACACUGACCCCAUAAAUACAAGCAUAUGCCACCACCAUGAACACAGUCAUUUGAAUCAGCUGUUGUUUGUCGUCUCAAGCACAGUACCUUCUGUGUUUCCACUCACAUCAAGCAUCUCUCGUGUCACCCAUGAAAACAAAGAACUGUGACCAAAUGAUCUAGAAACGUCUAUGCUGACUAUAUGAGCAGUCUUCUCAUUUUCAUCUCCACUUUGUGUCAACGCAGGAUGUUUUCUCUCUCUCUCUCUCUCUCUCUCUCUCUCUCUCUCUCCACAUUCCAGCAAUUCAACCGUGUUUUAGCUGUUCUUCCCAGCAGGGUUCAACCAUGUCAAACCGUUUCACUUUUUGAAGGUUUUACUGAUACCUUAUCUCGAGAAAACAUUAAUUUAUCCCUUGUCCCAAAAGUAUUAACUUGUAUAUAGUCUUUUUAGUGAAACCAACGUAUUGUUGUAGCCAUGGUUAAAAUGUAAUGCAGCCAAUGCCGUUGCUUCAGUUGUGUCACAGUAGAAAUCAAUUCUCUGCUCAGUUGACUGUACUGUCUGUAAAUAGAUCAAAUAAAUGUUUUAGAGGUUGAA
This is a messenger RNA of Scophthalmus maximus (turbot), 6551 nucleotides long. RefSeq names its product regulator of G protein signaling 12b (gene rgs12b). The coding region runs from base 463 to 5109 and encodes 1548 amino acids. Gene Ontology annotation, biological process: signal transduction. Gene Ontology annotation, molecular function: GTPase activator activity; protein binding. NCBI's taxonomy places the organism in Eukaryota, Metazoa, Chordata, Actinopteri, Pleuronectiformes, Scophthalmidae. The record is from RefSeq and is a predicted model, not a curated record. The transcript has 21 exons.